This is a messenger RNA of Dicentrarchus labrax (European seabass), 3544 nucleotides long. RefSeq names its product BRCA1/BRCA2-containing complex, subunit 3 (gene brcc3). The transcript has 2 exons. The coding region runs from base 90 to 872 and encodes 260 amino acids. Gene Ontology annotation, biological process: double-strand break repair. Gene Ontology annotation, molecular function: polyubiquitin modification-dependent protein binding; cysteine-type deubiquitinase activity; metallopeptidase activity. Gene Ontology annotation, cellular component: BRISC complex; BRCA1-A complex. NCBI's taxonomy places the organism in Eukaryota, Metazoa, Chordata, Actinopteri, Moronidae. The record is from RefSeq and is a predicted model, not a curated record.
ACUCGAGAACGCGGAAGUGAAGCGCUGCUGCUGCCUCUGUUUAUGUUUUCGUCUUCGCGCCGCACAGAAAACGCCAUUUGUCCUCAAACAUGGCGGUGAGCGCCGUCCACCUGGAGUCCGACGCCUUCCUGGUGUGUAUGAACCACGCGCUGAGCACAGAGAAGGAGGAGGUGAUGGGGCUGUGUAUCGGAGAGGUCGAGACCACCCGCAUCGUCCACAUCUACUCCGUCAUCAUCCUCCGCCGCUCGGACAAGAGGAAGGACCGGGUGGAGAUCUCCCCGGAGCAGCUGUCGGCGGCCUCCACGGAGGCGGAGAGGCUGGCCGACAUCACCGGCAGGCCGAUGCGGGUGGUCGGCUGGUACCACUCCCACCCGCACAUCACCGUGUGGCCGUCCCACGUCGACGUGAGGACCCAGGCCAUGUACCAGAUGCUGGACCAGUGCUUCGUGGGCCUCAUUUUCUCCUGCUUCAUCGAGGACAAGAACACCAAGACGGGCCGGGUGCUGUACACCUGCUUCCAGUCCGUGCAGGCGCAGAAGGGCUCCGAGUACGAGCGGGUGGAGAUCCCGAUCCACGUCGUUCCCCGCGAAGCCAUCGGUAAGGUGUGCCUGGAGUCGGCCGUGGAGCUGCCGCGGAUCCUGUGCCAGGAGGAGCAGGACACCUACCGCAAGAUCCACAGCCUGGCGCACCUGGACCCCGUCACCAAGAUCCACAACGGCUCGGUGUUCACCAAGAACCUGUGCAGCCAGAUGUCGGCGGUGAGCGGGCCGCUGCUGCAGUGGCUGGAGGACCGGCUGGAGCAGAACAAGCAGAGCAUCGUGGAGCUGCAGCAGGAGAAGGAGAGGCUGCUGCAGGAGCUGGCUGCUCUGUGAGGCUGCAGGGGGAGGCUGCAGGAGGAGGCUGCAGGGGGAGGCUGCAGGAGGAGACCACCAGUUGUUCUUCUGUUGUUGGACAGUGGGGAAUGACUUUCGGUUCUAGCUUCUUUACUGUUUUCAUACCUUCCACGCAGGGCUGUGUAUCAAACAACACUUUUCUUGUACCUUUGUUCAGAGUACAGAGUACUGACGACUGUCCAAUACCAAAAGUUGGCAUUAAAUGUCUGGUUAGUCUUGAUUGCUCAUUCUUGAUUAGACAUUUCCUUAUUUAAUCAGAAUUUUGCUACAUGUAUUAAAGCUGUAGGUAACGUUUAUAAAAAUAAAUAACUUCCUUUCACUCUAUCCUGACAGUAGUACAUGAGACAGAUAAUCUGUGACAUAAUCAGGUUCCUAUGAGUCCUCCUAGUGCUCCUCAUGAUAUCUGCAAGAAUCCACUGACACUAUAUAUAAUGGACACAGCCUCAAGGUCUGAAAAGUGAAGCCAACCCGGUGGUCUCUUAAACCUGCAUUCUGUGUAAAUUCCAGCAGGUGGCAGCACCAUUGGCUGCAAUAACACAGCGAUCCCACUCACUCUAAUGGAGAAUGAGCCCACUUGUCACUUCCUUUAUGAGCUCAGUAAACAGUUUCCUGAUGAGUUCAGGGUCUCAGUGUUAGUUUAACAUUUUCUUCAAUACAGCAUGAUGUUCAUUUAGUAAAUGAUGGUCUAAUUGAAUUUAAAAUAGAUGAGAAACCACAUGUGCUUUUGGGCGGGGCGACCUUAUGAUUGACAGGUUGUCAAUUUGACUGAGAAUCAACAAUCAACUAUCUUUCUCAGCUCUGAUUGGUUGUUUUCUUUCAUGGUAGCACUAGGAGGAGCUAGAGGAACCUGAUUUUAUCAAAGAUUAUCAGUCUCCUGUUCUGUCAGGGUAUAGUGACAGUUUCAGCAAAUAUGACAAAAAAAAUGUCUGAAAGAGUGAAAAAGCCCAGAGCCCAGACAAUAUUUUGUCUUAAACACAAAGAUGCCCAAUGAUAUAAUGAUACUCCAAAUCCUAACAUUUGAGGAGGUGGAACGAGAGCGUGUUUACCUCGGAAAGUCCUUUUGAAGAGAAUUGAUUAUCACAAUUGCUGCAGGUUGGAUCAACUCACCGUUUCAGCUCUAGUUUCUAUUGAGCUGGUAUAUGGUCAAAUUUGUAUUUUCUCAGAUAGUUCCUGAUUUAAAUAAUAUCUUAACAAAUAGUUUUUGUACAGCUCUUUUGUGAUGAUACAGAGUUAAACUUGCUCCGUUUAAAAAGUUUGUUUUGUUAAGAAGAGAAACCAGUUUCAUUACAGGAAAAUACUUUCAUUCCUCUUGCUGGUGCUGUGCUGUGUAUUUUGGGCAAACUGAUUAUUGUCCUGGGUGCACAUAAGUUACGGAUCUAUUUUGUAAAGAGAAGAAAUAUUGGUGAUAUUUUUAUGUUAAAAAUGUAUGUUGAACAUUAUUGACACCCUUCUUCCAGACUGCUGCUGUUAAUAUCAACGGAAGCUUUUAUUGUAUGGAGCUCAAACGAUUAGCUGAGUAUAUGAAGUCAUUCGACCAAAAAUAUAUAUAUAUAUAUUAUUUUAUAUAUCCAAAAUCAAUCUGGAUAAUUCAUAUUUGAAGUUAUUCAAGCAAAAUUGUUGUUGACUAAUCGUUUGGUGUUAAUGUUAAUGACAGCAAGGACAGAUUGGAGAGAGAGAGAGUGUGUGUGUGUGUGUGUGUGUGUGUGUGUGUGUGUGUGUGUGUGUGUGUGUGUGUGUGUGUGUGUGUGUGUCUACAAAUAGGUUUUCAUCCUGUACAGAAGCAGAUGAAGAGAUUUUGUCUCUAUUUACUGUUUACCCUUGGUUACUCAUUAAUACAGUGUCUGGUUGGAUCAGGCCAUUGAGGACAAUGUUGCAGAUUAUUAAGCAUGUGUGGUAAUGUUGCAUUUACAGGAUUUUGGUCCAAUGAAGUGAAAUCUUGUUUCACUGUACAAUGAUAUAUGAUGAUAUUUUAGACAGUAGUGUUCUUCCAACUUCAAUUGGUUGUCCCGAUUUGUAGCGAAAGACCUUGACCGGCCUGCAUAGAGCCCUAAUCUCAACCCCAUCCAACCGCUUUGGGAUGACCUGGAACACUGAUACUGAGAGUCAACUUCAAUAAUGUGUCUGAAUGUGAGCAAAUGUCUGCAGCCAGGUUAGAAAAUCCUCCCCAUGAUAGUGGAGGCGAUAAGAGCAGCAGCUUAAUGCCCAUGGGUUUGUUCAACUAUCACACAUGGGUUGUCCACAAACUUUUGGCUACAUAUUCCUUGAUUUUUCAGAUAUUUAAUUCUGCCAAAAAAAAUGUAUCUAGUGGUUUACAUAAUGUGACUGAAGAUACAGUCUUCAGACACCUGUAAUGGAAAGGGAUGGUUAAUGGAAGGAAAUCUGAUGGUGUAAAAUAUUAAGCAAUUUAUGGUAAAUUACCAAAAACAAACAAAACUAUAGCUGGGUACAAGAAGAGCCUCCCUCAUUAUAAGUAAUCUCUCUGAAUCAGAGCCAACUGAGCCCACUGAGGGACACGUGACAAAGAGAAUGUGCCUUUGGACUAAUGAAAGUGUCAUUGUACGUAUUGUGUACUGUAAAUAAAGGUUAUUGGAUGUAAAGGCUGUGUGGGCGGUGUCUGUGUAACACAGUAACAUCUAAUGCCCUUGAUUGAC